GAACGCAGGCUCGAUUUUUCGGUGAUCUUGGUCUGCCUGUGCGUCUCCCUGCUGUCAGCUCCUGCCCGGUGUUUGCUCUUUCCCUCAGACUCUACCUCGUGUCAUGCAUUAAACUCCUGUCGGCGUUUGGAGGCCAUGGGGCUGACGAAGAGCUCGUUUUUGUCGGGCGGCGGAAGGAGCUGCGGUUAUCACGUGCAUGGGAUUCAAGAAGGUUCACCAGCAUUGAAGGCAGGACUGGAGCCUUUCUUUGACUUUAUCCUCUCCAUUGGACACACCAGACUUAAUAAAGAAAGUGAUUUGCUGAAGGACAUGCUGAAGGCCAAUGUUGAGAAAGCUGUCAAGCUGGAAGUGUACAACUCAAAAACUCAGCGGGUGAGGGAACUGGAGGUGACACCCAGCAACAUGUGGGGCGGUCAUGGUUUGCUGGGCGCUAGCGUUCGAUUCUGCUGCUUUGAAGGAGCCAACGAGAACGUCUGGCAUGUCUUGGACGUGGAACCACGGUCUCCUGCAGCGCUAGCCGGCCUCAGAGCUCACUCUGACUUUAUUGUUGGAGCUGACCAAGUUUUACAGGAUUCAGAGGAUUUCUUUUCCUUGAUUGAAGCCAACGAAGGCAAACCCUUAAAGCUGCUGGUUUAUAACACUCAGACUGAUGGGUGCAGGGAGGCAGUGGUGACUCCUAAUGCAGAUUGGGGAGGAGAGGGAAGUUUAGGCUGUGGAAUAGGCUACGGCUACUUACAUCGGAUCCCAACUCGACACGUUCCGCUUAUUCUACAAAGUGAAGGCUCUCUUCCUGAGCUAACCACCAGCAACGAAGAGGUCGCCUCAUCUGACAACAGAGAGGUGCGUUCUGAGAUUAGUGAAGUAGAUUUGACUCAAAGUAAAGCAGCUGUGGACAGUCAGAGUGAAAUCUCACCCGCUCAUCAACCUACAAGCCUUGAAUUUCCCCCUGAAGCCCAGACUUUGCAUCUGUCAGACGCAGAGGAGGACCACAGCUCCAUGUGUGCUGAUUAUGGAGAUGACACAGAUAAAUUAUAUUUGGACCAAAGUGCUUCCACUCCAGAAGAAGCCGACAUUCAGGUAUCAGAUCCAGCUGCAGGCCACUCGUCUCCCACCAGAGAGGCUGCAGAUGACUCUGUUGGGCCUUUUAACUCGGGCCACAUGCCGGAGCUUUCUGGAGGAGACCCCUAACCUGUGUGUCACUUUAUCGUCCCUGGAAGAACUCCGUUUCCUGUGGCUGCAUGCUCAUUUGCACUUUUGAGAAACAUCGUUGCCGUAGUGCGACAUGAAUGUAUGAAGUACUGAUAGUUCAAAAACAUUUUCCUGCUAGAAUAAUAAGUGGUUUGCACCAAAAAGACAAAUGUGAAUAAUAUGCAUCUUUGUUGCUCUUACUGUAUGAAGCCACGAGGGGCGAUUUGUAGCUCAGAUUAAGCUUCUGAAUGUUGGGUUUGUUUUUAUUCUCUCCUCAUUGCUAUAAUGUUUUUUAAUCUCAGGCUUUUGACAGACACGCCUUCCUGCCUUCUGGUCUGUUUCGAUUUACAUUUAUGUUGAUGAGUCUCAUCAUUCUUUGGUUGUUUUCUGUUUUUAAAUGGUUUUAACUGAAGCUGUGUAAUAGAUUUCUAUGGAUGGAAGAAAAAAUAUAAAAGAAAAUGCUCAACAUGCAU
Oryzias latipes (Japanese medaka) is the source of this 1661-nucleotide messenger RNA. RefSeq names its product Golgi reassembly-stacking protein 1. Gene Ontology annotation, biological process: Golgi organization. Gene Ontology annotation, molecular function: protein binding. Gene Ontology annotation, cellular component: Golgi apparatus. NCBI's taxonomy places the organism in Eukaryota, Metazoa, Chordata, Actinopteri, Beloniformes, Adrianichthyidae. The record is from RefSeq and is a predicted model, not a curated record.